Molecule: messenger RNA, 1083 nt
Organism: Abrus precatorius (Indian licorice)
Lineage: Eukaryota; Viridiplantae; Streptophyta; Magnoliopsida; Fabales; Fabaceae
Product: acyl-CoA--sterol O-acyltransferase 1-like
Exons: 1
Coding region: 1-1083 (360 amino acids)
Biological process (GO): lipid metabolic process
Source: RefSeq, a predicted model, not a curated record
AUGGAGGGAGAAAUCAACAAUUUCAUAAUGGUAUGGAGCAUUGCUGUAGCAAUAAUGUGCUAUUGCCAUGCAAUUGGGAAAUCAAUCUCCCAAGGUGCCUACAGACUCAUAGCCCUCUUACCAGCCAUAGUGCUACUCCUUCUCCUCCCCCUGAGGCUCCUCUCCAUUCACCUUGGAGGGCCUUCUAGUUUCUUCUUAGGUUGGCUUGCCACCUUCAAACUUUUACUGUUUGCCUUUGGCAAAGGUCCUCUUUCUUCAGACAACAACAAUGCCCCUCUCUCUUUACCUCAUUUUGUUUCCCUUGCAUGUCUACCCAUCAAAUUCCAACACCAACCCACUAACACUAACCCUCCAAAAUCACAACUUUCCAAAUUUACCCACAAAUCCCUCCUCAAUUUUGCUUUUGCCUCCGUGGCUAUCAUACUUGCCACCCUGAUUCCUCUUUAUGGAAAGCAAGAAUAUCUUCAUCCAAAAUUCGUACUUUUCUUGUACAGCAUCCACAUGUAUAUUGGACUGGAGUUUUGUUUUGGGUUAACCUCCCUAUUCACUCGAAAGCUUCUUGGAGUUCAGCUAGACCCACAGUUCAACAAGCCUUACCUGGCUUCCUCUCUACAAGACUUCUGGGGUAGAAGAUGGAACAUGAUGGUAAACCGUAUCUUGCACCCUACCGUAUACGAUCCGACGGUGGAUUUUGCACAACGCUUCAUUGGAAGAAAGUGGGCCCCACUACCUGCUGUUCUCUCUACUUUCGCCGUAUCGGGGUUGAUGCAUGAGGUGGUUUUUUAUUACUUAAAGAGGGAGAAACGCACGUGGGAAGCAUGGGAACCCUCGUGGGAUGCCACCUGCUUCUUCCUCAUUCAUGGAGUGUGUGUGGCCAUUGAGAUUGCCCUGAAGAAGGCACUUAAGGGGAAACAGCAGUUGCCGAAAGCACUUUCAAGGCCACUCACUGUGACUUUUAUAUUUUACACCGGGUUGUGGUUGUUUUUACCAGCUUUGGUUCGAUGUCGUGUUUAUGAUAAGGCAGUUAGGGAAUUGAGGGCUUUUACUGAGUUUGUUCAAGGAUAUCUGCCAUGGAUAUUCUAA